This is a messenger RNA of Anopheles coluzzii, 951 nucleotides long. It is a transcript of the gene Grx3, whose product is annotated as glutaredoxin 3. The record is from RefSeq and is a predicted model, not a curated record. NCBI's taxonomy places the organism in Eukaryota, Metazoa, Arthropoda, Insecta, Diptera, Culicidae. The coding region runs from base 87 to 749 and encodes 220 amino acids. The transcript is spliced from 3 exons.
GCAACAAACAGCUAAAAAAAACUUGUUCAUUGCGGUCGGGGAAGAAAGGUUAUCGCUAAAAUAGAGUGCAUACUUCGACGUGAAACAUGUCCAUCACGAAAGUAACUUCCGAGGAUCAGUACAAGCAGCUGAUUGGCGCCUCCAAGGUGUCGGUUGUGCUGUUCUCCGCCGAAUGGGCCGAACAGUGUAAACAAAUCAGCGACGUGAUGACCGAGCUCGCCAAACAGGCGGAAUUUAAAUCGCUACAGUUCCUGGACGUGCCGGCGGAGGACCUUUCCGAGCUGUCGAUGCGCCACCAAAUCGACUCCGUUCCGACCGUUUUGUUUCUGCGCGCCGGCACGGCCGUUGAUCGUAUCGAUGGCGUCGAUGUGGGGAUGCUAACGCAGAAGGCGAAAAAGUAUGCCGGUAUGCCGACGACACCGAGCCCCGCCGGCGAUGGUGCGAGCAAUCUAGAGGAACGCCUGAAAGCCCUGAUCAACCGUUCGAAGGUAAUGAUAUUCAUGAAGGGCGACCGAAAUACGCCGCGCUGCGGAUUCUCGAAGCAACUGAUAGCGAUCGUGAACGAUACCGGCGUUGAAUACGACACGUUCGAUAUACUGACCGAUGAGGCUGUGCGACAAGGGCUGAAAACGUUCUCGAACUGGCCUACCUAUCCGCAAGUGUACGUGAGCGGCGAGCUUAUCGGCGGGCUGGACAUCAUCAAGGAGCUGCUGGAGGGUGGCGAACUGAAGGAAACGUUAAACCCGUAAUGCAGCAGAGUGGACACACGAUGGUUAUCGUUUUCGUUUGGUUAAUUUAUUAUUGCGUAAAUGCAGGCGCAAAACUCCCCAACGCUUAACUAAGGCGCGGUGUAAAGAUGGUUGUAUGAAACGCUACCCGGACGCGAAGGAAAUGUGAACCAAGAAAUUCCAGCAAAAUAAACCAAUCGGGUUUUUGGUUUUGCUUACAUGA